CCUCCCGAACGCAAUCCUGCAGAUAAAGCGCGUGCUGCCCGCUCCUCAGGCAGGGCCCCUCCCGAGCGUGCGGACAGGACGGAGAGAGAUAGUGGAGGCAGCGGGCGCAGGGCCCGCCGAGCGGACAGGAGGGGGGCGCACGGCCCGCGCGGGGCGGCCGGCAUGGCCGCGGGCUCGGCGGGGCAGCGCCUGCGGGAGGAGGCGCGGUGCCCCGUGUGCCUGGACUUGCUGCAGGACCCGGUCAGCGUGGACUGCGGCCACAGCUUCUGCCUGCGCUGCAUCUCCGAGUUCUGCGACCGGGCGGCCGGCGAGCAGGGCGGCCUCUUCGCCUGCCCGCAGUGCCGCGGCCCCUUCCGGCGGGAGGGCUUCCGCCCCAACCGGCAGCUGGCCAGCCUGGUGGACGGCCUGCGGCAGCUGGGCCCGGGCGCGAGCCCCGCGGGCCCGCAGUGCGCGCGGCACGGCCAGGAGCUCAGCCUCUUCUGCGAGGAGGACCAGGCGGCGCUGUGCUGGGCGUGCGACGCGGGCCCCGAGCACAGGGGCCACCGCACGGCGCCGCUGCAGGAGGCCGCCCAGCGCCACCAGGUAAAGCUCCAGAUGGCCCUGGAACUUGUGAGGAAAGAGAUGGAGGAGGCCUUGACGCAGGAGGCCAACGUGGGGAAGAAAACUGUCAUUUGGAAGGAGAAAGUGGAAACUCAGAGACAACGCUUCAGGCUGGAGUUCGAGAAGUACCGCGGCUUCCUGGCCCUGGAGGAGCAGCUGCAGCUGCGGCGGCUGGAGCAGGAGGAGCGCGCCACGCUGCAGAGACUGCGCGAAGGCCAGCGGCAGCUGGCGCAGCGCGGCCGGGCCCUGCGGGAGCUGGCGCAGGAGCUGGAGGACCGCUGCCGGCUCCCGGCCUUGGACCUGCUGGAGGGGGUGAGAGGAACCUUGAGCCGAAGUAAGAGUGUCACACAGCUGGAACCGGAGACCAUCCCCCUGGAGCUGAAGACCAUGUGUCGAAUCCCUGGGAUGAGAGAAAUGUUGAGGAAGUUCCAAGUUGAUGUAAAGCUGGACCCGGCCACAGCGCAUCCUAGCCUCCUCUUGACUGCUGACCUGCGCAGUGUGCAGGACGGAGAACUGUGGAGGGAUGUCCCCAACAACCCCGAGCGAUUUGACACGUGGCCCUGCAUCCUGGGUCUGCAGAACUUCUCAUCAGGAAGGCAUUACUGGGAAGUCAUGGUGGGAGAAAGGGCAGAGUGGGGUUUAGGAGUCUCUCAAGACACAGUGCCAAGAAAGGGGGAAACUACACCAUCUCCCGAGAACGGAGUGUGGGCCAUGUGGCUGCUGAAAGAGAAUGAGUACAUGGUCCUUGCCUCCCCAUCCGUGCCUCUCCUCUACCUAGAGCGGCCUCGUCGCAUUGGGAUUUUCUUGGACUAUGAAGCAGGUGAAAUCUCCUUUUAUGACAUCACAAAUGGGUCUUACAUCUACACAUUCAGCCAACUGUUCAAUGGUGUUCUCCGACCUUACUUUUUCAUCUGUGACACAAAUCCUCUUGUCCUGCCACCUAUGACAGAAGCAGAGUCAGGAAAUAGUGCAUCCAGCAGUCAUCCUAAUCCUGCUUCCAACAUUAGAGAUGACCAUUCCUAAAAUUCUGUCUGCAGAUACACUCCAAGUGUAGCAGUUUCCUGGAGCAGAGUGGAGGAAAUACAAAUGCAAGGCCUAACCAAAUGUCCCCAUUUAGGACAGCACUUUAGUCAUUGCUGCUAUGGAAAAUUUCCCACAGGGACAAAAGACAAAGUAUGAAUUAUUUGCAUUUGGAAGAGCAUUGUGAAAUUGAAAUAUAAUAAUAUUAGAAAUGGAAUAUUCCCAUCACUUUUUAUCAAGAUGGCUCCACAUGCUUUCUUGAGGACUCUUUUAAAAUGAAUUUUGUAUUAAAUAUAUUUACAUAUUCAUUAUAAUUUCUCAUUCCUUUCAACUCAUGUCUUCCAUGUAUUAACAAUUAGAAAUGGCAGUUCUUUUUCAACAAUUUAUUUUUUCAAAAACCAUUGACAUAUGAUAUAUUAGUUUCAGGUGUAUACCCUAGUGCUUAGACAUUAUAUAACUUACUGAACAGUCAUCCUGAUAAAUCUCAUACCCACCUGAAACCAUAAGUAGUUAUUAGAAUAUUAUUGACUAUAUUCCCCAUGCUGUUCCUUACAUCCCCAUGACUAUUCUAUAACAAUGAAUUUGUACUUUUCCAUCCCCUCACCUUUUUCAACCAUCCCUUUAACCCCCUUCCAUCUGGCAACUGUCAAAAUGUUCUGUAUAUCUACGAGUCUGUUUCUGUUCUGCUUGCUUAUUUAUUUAUUUUUUUAGAUUACAUUGUUAAUAGAUAUGUAUUUAUUGGCAUUUUAUUAUUCAUAUAUUUUAUCUUUUUCUUUCUUUCUUGUUCUUCUUAAAGAAGACCCUUUAACAUUUCAUGGUGGUGAUGAACUCCUUUAGCUUUUUCUUGUCUGGGAAGCUCUUUAUCUGACCUUCAAUUCUAAAUAAUAGCUUUGCUGGGUAGAGUAAUGUUGGUUGUAGGUCCUUGCUAUUCAUUACUUUGAAUAUUUCAUGCCACUUCCUUCUGGCCCGCAAAGCUUCUGUUUAGAAACCAGCUAACAGUCUUAUGGGACUUCCCUUGCUUUUCUCUUGCUGCUUUUAAGGUUUUCUCGUUGUCUUUAACCUUUUGACUUUUAAUUGUAAUGUGUCUUUGUGUAGGCCUCUGUGAGUUCAACUUGUUUGGGACUCUCUAUGCUUCCUGGACUUGUAUGUCUUCAGCAAGUUAGGAAAGAUUUCUGUCACUAUUUUUUCAAAUAGAUUUUCAAUUUCUUACUCUCUCUCUUCUCCUUCUGGUACCCCCAUAGUAUGCUUGUCAUCCCAGAGGCUCCUUACACUAUCUUUAUUUUGGGGGUUCUUUUUUAUUUUUGCUGUUCUGACUGGAUGCUUUUUGAUUCUUUAUAUUCCAAAUUGCCAAUUUGCUUUUGGCUUCAUCUACUCUACUUUUGAUGUUCCUAUAUUAUUCUUCAUUUCACUUACUGUAUUGUUCAUUUGUGACUGGUUCUUUUUUAUAGUUUCUGUGUCCGUUUUUUAUGCUGUUGAAGUUCUCAGUAAGUUCCUUGAACAUCCUUAUAACCAUUUUUUUUGAACUCUAUAUCUGGUAAUUUGCUUGCCUCCAUUUCAUUUAAUUUUUUCCUGGAGAUUUCUCUUGUUUUUUCAUUUGGGACCUGUUUCUUUAUCUCUGCAUUUUGGCUUCUUCCUUAUGUUUGUUUCUAUGUAGUAAGACUUCUGUAUCUCCUGAUUUGGUAGAGUGGCCUUUUGUAGAAGGUGUCCUGUAGGAUCCAGUGGUGCAGCCUCCUCAGUCACCCAAGCUGGGUGCUCUAGGUAUGCCCCUGUGUAGGCUGUGUGCACUGUCCUGGUGUAGUUGAGCCUUGAUUGCUGUUGGUGUCACUGUGAGGGAUUGACACCCAGGCAUAUUGGCUGUGAGGACCAACUGUGACUACAGCAGAGGAGUUGCUGUGCAGGAUUCAACUGUAUGGCAUAGAACUUGCUUCGGUGGAGCUUUGGAGCUCACCAAGUCUUCCCCUUUAGUGUAUAGCUCAUGGAGGUGGUAGGGUUUUAAUCUAGCAUGGUCUGAAGCUCUCCACUGGCUCUGGGGCCUCCUGAGAGGUACUAGGUCAGUACUGGGGAACUUCUCUUCCUGGCCCUCGAUCCCUGGGCUGGAAGGUGUGGUGUGGGACUGGGUACCUUGUCUGGGGUCACCUAGCACAAGCCACAGAGUGAUCUGCAAAUGGUUUCUACUUGUACUUGGCCUAGAGGUGCCCAGGAGAAGCCAAUCUGCAAACCAAGCCUGACUGCCAUUAGUGCCAGGUGUGGAGCCUCUUGGGAAGAGGUACAAGGUAUGCAGAGGCCAGAUGCUACUUGUUUGAGAGAUUUUGGGAAAGUCCUAAGCAUGAGGCAAAAGAGGCUAUUCAUAUAGAAAUGGGUGGGCCUGGGUGGGCCCACAAUUUUGGGGCGGGGGGUGUCUCAGGGAAUCAGUUUGAUGGGGUGAACAGUGUGAGCCAGGUUGAUGGAGACUUAGAUAUGGCACACACCUGCUGGGUCUGUGGGGGGAGGGCUCAGAAAAGGAACAUUGGCCUCUGCCAGCCUUUUUUGUAGCAGAAAGUUGCCUUCCCCAGCUCUCACCCUGAUGCUGAACGAUUCAGUUCCUCCCUGUAUGUUCCUGGUUCCUUUCAAGCUGCUGCUCCACUGGACCUCAGAGGGAGUGAGUCCAAGUAAGUCUGUGCAUGGGCCCUUUCAGAGGAACUGCCUGGGACUUCAGCAGCUCUCCAUUUCAUUCAGCCACAAUCUCUGCUGGUUUUUACAGCCAGAAUUUAUGGGGAAUUUCUCUUCCUGGCCCUGGAUCCCUGGGCUGGAAGGUGUGGUGUGGGACUGGGACCCCUUGCUCCUCCAGAAGGACUUCCAUAGCCAAGGUAUGUCUCCCAACCUUAAAGCAUCACACAUGGAUGUAGGACCAGCCUGUUCCACAUCUCCACCCCUUCUACCAGUCUUGGAAUGGCUCCUUCCUUAAAUCCCUGAUUGUAGGACUUUCAUUUAGCUAGAUUUCAGGCAGUUUUGAAUGAUGGUUGUUCUGUAGUUGUAAUUUUGAUGUGGUUGUGUGAGGAUUCAAGUACCUCGUUUACCUAUGCUGCCAUCUUGACUAGAAGUAGAAAUGGCAGUUCUUAAAUUGAUUGAGAACUGUCCAAUAUCAUUGUAGCAUCAGAUUCAUAAUUGUCUUUCUUCUCUUCAUUUUUCUUCUCCUCUCUCAUUUCCUCUCUCUUUUUUCUUGCUUUGUCUCUGUAUCUUUCACUCUAUUUCUCUCCCUCUUCCUCUCUUUCUUCUUUUUUUGCAUGAUACCUAUUAUUAUUUCAUCUUCCAUAUUCUUCCAUAUAUAU
Myotis daubentonii (Daubenton's bat) is the source of this 4928-nucleotide messenger RNA. RefSeq names its product tripartite motif containing 58 (gene TRIM58). NCBI's taxonomy places the organism in Eukaryota, Metazoa, Chordata, Mammalia, Chiroptera, Vespertilionidae. The record is from RefSeq and is a predicted model, not a curated record. Gene Ontology annotation, molecular function: zinc ion binding; protein binding.